CGAGGUGGAGGCGGGCUGGCUGGCUGUUUGUUUCACGUCAGGCCCAGCACCAGCGGGGAUUGUCACAGUCCUGGAGUGGCUGCUCCGCUUACAGCGGCUAGGUGACGCUGCUCCGGUCGUGGCUCGAUCACAAUCCCCGGGGCUGUGACGAGGUGACGGCUCUGGCUGAAGUUGCUGCGAUAGGCGAGCCGGUCCUGUCAACUGCGGGAUGGGGUCUGAGGAAUGGAGCCUGGGGGAGAAGCUGCUGCAGGAGGCCGAGGCCGAGCCCGAGGGUUCAGUGCGGGUCCUGCAGAAGGGCAAUAGACGAGCACUGCCACUUUUCCAGAAACUUUGCUUUGCUGUGGGAGGUGCUCCAUAUCAAAUGACAGGGAAUGCUAUUGGUUUCUUUCUCCAGAUCUUCUUACUGGAUGUGGUUCAGAUGGAGGCUUUCUAUGCAUCUCUGAUUAUGUUCAUUGGUCGAAUUUGGGAUUCUUUCACUGAUCCUGUUGUUGGUUUCCUUGUCUGCAAAAGCAGAAGAACAAGAUUUGGCAAGUUGCUUCCUUGGAUUCUGUUUUCCAUGCCAUUUGGAGUUGCUUCUUAUUUCCUGUUGUGGUUCAGUCCUUCUUACACGAUGUCCUGGGAAUAUGGCUUCUUCUGGUACCUGAUUACCUACUGUGCCUUCCAUACCAGCAUGAGUUGUUUCCAUGUACCCUAUUCUGCGCUAACCAUGUUUCUAGGUGGUGAUCAGCAUGAUAGAGAUUCAGCAACAGCAUACAGAAUGGGAGUUGAAGUUGUGGCAACACUGGCAGGAGCUGCUAUUCAGGGGCAGAUUGUGGGAGCCUAUCACACACAAACUGUAGAAACUUGUCACAUGAUCCAGAAUGGGACAGCACUCAACGUUACUGUUCCACUAGUAAACAGCCUCAAUAACACGAAAUGGGCUUACAUGCUGGCAGCAAUGGUGAUCUGUAGCCUUUACUUUCUCUGUACAUUGAUUCUAUUACUUGGAGUAAAGGAACACACAGGUUGCUAUGCUCCCAAAGAACAUUCCCAUGUGUCAUAUUUGACAGGCUUGAAGCUAGUAAUGAGUCACAGACCAUACCUGAGCCUAACCUUUGGCUUUCUGUUUGUCUCAUUAGCUUUUCAGCUCGUCCAGAAUAAUUUGGCUCUGUUUUGUACCCAUGCUACUAGUUUGGGCAGUAACUUUCAGCACAUCAUCAUUGUAAUUUUGGUCUCUGCAACAAUCAUGGUUCCCUUCUGGCAGUGGGUCUUGGUAAAAUUUGGGAAGAAAUCAGCACUCUUUGUGGGACUAAUUUGGUAUAUUCCACCAUUGAUCACCAUUGUUACAGUUAAUGGUAACCUGCCAGUUAUUAUCGUUAUGGCCAUCGCCGCUGGUGUUAGUCUUGCUGUUGCUUUCCUGUUACCAUGGUCAAUGCUGCCAGAUGUUGUGGAUGAUUUUCGAGCAAAGAACCCUCAUUGCGUAGACCUAGAACCGCUGUUCUACUCCUUCUAUGUGUUCUUCACUAAAUUUGCUACGGGAGCUUCCCUUGGAUUCUCUACUUUGUGUUUGCAUUUUUCAGGUUACAGACCAGGUUCCUGUGAACACAUUCCAGCUGUGGCAAAGACACUGAAGGUGCUAAUGGCACCAGUCCCAAUAAUGCUGGUGAUCAUUGGUUUAACUAUAUUUUACUUUUAUCCAAUAAAUGAGACACGAAGAAGAGAAUUAAAAGUGGAGCUUGAAGGAGUUGUAAAAAGCAGGGAAGUGGAACUUGAAGAGAAUACACUUUAAAGCAAAAUGCACAUCCUUUGGAAGAUCUGUGACUUGUGCGGAUUCUGGCUUCAGGAAGAUUGAGAUGCAGAAUUCUUGGAAUACAGAUGCGAGGAUGAGUGGUCACCAAAGUGUGCUUCGUGUAAAUAACCAAAUCUGGUUCAUCAUUGAGCUGCUACCGUGAGACAUGGAGACCAAAGCAGACCUCAACAAACCAAGCCUUGCCUCAUGACCCAAUGACCAAACAGCCUGAAACUAAAAUAAAGGGAAUUUGUUCUUAGUUUUUUUUUAAAAUUUAAAAAAAAAAUCUUGUUUACUAGUUUGUAUCAAACCAUGCACUAACUCAUUCUUCUGCAUGCAGGAAGAGUUUAAUAAGAAUCCAUAGUGCUUUGAAUGAGAUGUGGGAGUUAAGGACAUUUCUUUUUAACUUUUGUGUGCUAUAUUUGACGAUCAUUGCAAAGGGAGAGAGUUUAAAAUGUAAUGCCAUAAAUGCUGGUUACAUUUUCAUUGUCUCGUUCGUAAAAGUUGGAUUUAAUAUAUAAUCACAAUUAAACAGAGGUAUGUGCAGUAAAUGAGUUGAACCACAGAAGCUGUCAGCAGAAAAAAUCCAAAUAAUGACAGAAUUUUGUCUGAGAAUCCAUGGUAGAGAGACCUUCAUCAUUGCAUGUGACUUUCUCCAGUCAAAUAUGUGUACAAGUAUAGGAAAAUAAUUUAUUAAUUAUGCAACAAGCAUUAACCUAGAUAUGUUAAAAGCAGUUAAUCCAAUACAUGCUGACCCAAGCACCGCUCAGCAUUGGACAGAAUCAUUUUAAAACUAUUUGGGAGAGCAAUGGCUGAGUCAGUGCUAUCGAUACAACAGAAUCCCAAACCCUCUUUAGUGCUCUAGUUUCUGCACUGAGGCAUCACCUGGUACUCUGGAGGUUAACAGUUCAUUUUUUAAUAUUAAAUUAAAUACCUCUCUGAAAAAUGCCACUGUACUUUUGCACAAUUACUAGAGAACUAGUUGGUAAAUGCACUGCAUGAAUGUGAAUGAGCAUGAAUAUUCUAUAAAAAAAUAAGUGAGUAAUAGGAAUGAGGAGGAUAUAUGUAAUUGGAUGUUUUUUUUUUGGUGAUGUUAUAGGGUGUUUAACAUUUUCUGAAGAUGAUUUAAGCUCUCGAUUUGAAGGAUGAGCCAUUUUGUUUUUGUCCUACAGUGCAGUUGAUGGUGAAUCUGAGAAUAUUCUGUUACUAUUGAGCUUGUUUUAAGAGGACUGAUGUAAUUUGUGUUGACAGCAGCUUCUUGAACAGGAAGCUGAUAGAACCACUUCCUACCAAGAUCCAUUACCAAUUUUAAAUACAAAAUGAAUUAAACUGCAUACUAUACCAGUAUAUAAAAUGAUCUAAGAGACUCUGUAAUCUUUCAAUGCUUCUCCCAAGGUUUCAUUCACCUUAUAACUUUAAUUAUCAGAUGUAAAUAAUGCAUCCUGAAAGAGCAAAACCAAUCUGACACACAAACCAUAGACAGAAGCUUAUCUGUUAUAGACUUCAAUAAAUAAUCCCGAUGCAGUCACCCAACCUCUGGAUUCAAAUAGGGAAACAUUUGAAAUCUUCAUGAAGAAACUUGCAACUUGUAAAUGAUAUGUAAAAAGCAUUGGGACUUAAUGCAGGGAGGCAGCUAUUGGCUGUUCCCAGUAAACAGUGUGAUUACUCAAAUGAGAGGGUGGAAGGAGCACUGUAUGUAGAGGAAUUAAAAAGUUCAUUAAUAACAACACUUCUUUGAUUGAAUCAGGAAGCAACCCAUAGUAGGACCACGGUGGACCAUGAUUUGAAUCUUAUCUCCACUGCUUAUGUUAGUAUUGAAUAUUCUUAGGAAGUAACAUGUAUUGUAAAAUUCUUCUGAACCUUUGUUCUUAAAAUCUGUUGUAAGUUUAUAUCAUUUGUAUUCUCUGUUUACAUGAUGUGAAUAUAUUUUUUGCUGUUCACAAGAUUCUCUAUUAAAUUUAUAACAUGUU
Molecule: messenger RNA, 3738 nt
Organism: Pristis pectinata (smalltooth sawfish)
Lineage: Eukaryota; Metazoa; Chordata; Chondrichthyes; Rhinopristiformes; Pristidae
Product: sodium-dependent lysophosphatidylcholine symporter 1-like
Exons: 14
Coding region: 209-1768 (519 amino acids)
Biological process (GO): carbohydrate transport
Cellular component (GO): membrane
Molecular function (GO): symporter activity
Source: RefSeq, a predicted model, not a curated record